This is a messenger RNA of Auanema sp. JU1783, 348 nucleotides long. Lineage: Eukaryota; Metazoa; Nematoda; Chromadorea; Rhabditida; Rhabditidae. The record is from the annotation of a GenBank genome assembly.
AUGUAUAGAGAUUUCACUAUAAAAGUAUAUAACUCCGAAUUCAAUGGAUAUAUCCUUGAGCUUGAGAGUUGCGUUUGGAUUUGGGUUGGAACUGGAAACUUGAUGUCUUUAGCUUUAUCUUUUUAUCCUCGCUCAACUGUUCUAAUGGAUGUUGCGAACUCACAAAACAUCCAUAUCAAGUCGUUGAGCUCGAGGAUAUCGAAUACCAUGAAGACAAAACAAGUUUUCUUUUCUACUGAUAUCGAAGAAGAAGAACCAAAAUUCUGGAAUGAAUUAUACAUAGGGUUGAACUCUGAAAUUGAAAAGGCUGCAUUAACAACUAAGAUGUCAUCCAUAAAACUUACUUGA